AUGUUUAGCCGUCAUCAGAUUGCGGUGUCCCGUCCUCUCCCUGCAGAGAUGACCUUUGUUUGCCUUGGCAAAUUGCCAUGGCCUCGCCGCGAUCGGUCAGAUGUCGUGAACGUUCGCACAGGCUCUGUCAUCUUUGACGGGCUUGCGUCCGGAAUCAAUAAGGCGGUCUCGACUGUUGGCUGGCUGACUACAACUACUCUUGCGUUAUUUGUCGGGAAUGGUGUGGUCAAGGCGGUGGUCCUAAGUCAGGUCAGGAGGACGGCUGUAGACAAAGAAGUUGUCUCCCUUCUGGCCUGUGCUGUUCGUAUGGUGAGAAAGAAAGCAAAGGCCGAGGGUCCCGGCACGGCUCUCGGCACCGCUCCCAAGACUCCCAGAGCUGUCAAGAGAGCCGCUCCCCUUAAAUACCCCACUAGGCUAACAGACAGUCCACCUCCUCUUUCGACUAAGAGGGUCAAACGAGCAUCGGAACGGAAGCCCAACCUGAUCCUAGAGCCUCACCAAGCCGCCCCCAAAGGGCCAGACAUUGCUGGCGAUAUGGCUAGUGAUCACGAAGACGCCGCUCUACAACGCAGCCAGAGCCCUCAACACGAAGCCGAUAUGGCUGUUGUCGACUCGGCCGAUCCGGGCGGAAACCACAAAGGCACUGCGGACAUCGACAUGGCCAGCAACCGCGAAGGCAUUGCUCUCCAAGGUGGCUUGAACCCUGGCUACGAGGAUGGCAUGUCCAAAGAAAGCGUCCCACCCACGAUCGAUGACUAUGAGCAGCUCCUUGGAACUGUACUCCCUCUAUGGCCUUUCACUUGUCCCAAAGAGGUGGAUUCAUCCGCCUUUACGACCGAUGAGUAUGACCGCUUGAAGGUCGUCACCGACGUAAUAGAGGACCUCUCCUUUGACGCCGUAUCUGACCUGGUUGGGGACGUUGAGGGCCAAAUUUCAUUACACCUCAAUUCUUGCACAGCUAUCCCUUGGGACAAGUUGGCUGUUGAUGCUCAACGCGAGCUCGAAGCUCUGGGGAACAACAUCAAGAGCUACGCCAACUCUAUAUACCCGCAACACAAGCAAAUUGUCCUCCAAGCAUUGACGUGGCAUAUCCUAAUUGACAACCUCUUCUCCCCUGACUGCACUGAAAAGUGGCAUGGCGAGGCUUGGAAGAGCUUUGGGACUCUGCAGUCCCAUUUUCGAGAACGCCUUAAGGAUCCCAGCAGUAAUUAUGCUAAUUGGUUUUAUUCUUGGAAAUCUGAGUCGGCCCGCAUGACAUAUGCGCUAAACGGCAACAGCUCCGACCCCAAACGCAUUAAGAACAUCUUGACAGAGCGGCUGGGCCGGUUCAUGACAAUCUCGCCUCAGGCAAGCGAGAUAUUGGACUGUAUGGCCGAUACGGCCACCGAAAUAGAAGUGAGGAUACAGACGUCACCCUGGCGCUACGAGCUCGAUAUGCAUCACCCCGAUACACUCGAGCACUCAGGGUUCGCAUAUAUAGAGGAUCAUCCUCUAAUGGAGGCCAUGGAUCCAUACCGUCCCCCGAGCCAUGGGGCCCCGAUCGACAUCAUCUGUGCUCCGUCACUUCAAGAAUACGGCUGUUCAGAAAAUCCUUUUGUGAAUGGGUUUGUCUUAAAGCGUUCCAAAUUUGACACGUCGACUCGAUGGCGGCCCUUGAAGGUCGACACUUUGAAGAAUGUCAAAUGUUGA
Molecule: messenger RNA, 1689 nt
Organism: Ilyonectria robusta
Lineage: Eukaryota; Fungi; Ascomycota; Sordariomycetes; Hypocreales; Nectriaceae
Exons: 4
Coding region: 1-1689 (562 amino acids)
Source: RefSeq, a predicted model, not a curated record